AUGGCGGAAGGUUACGUUCCCGUCGACAACGAUGAUGAUGACGACUCACAUAGUAUACGCUCGGCUCACGUAGCACCAGACGACCAUACCAUCGAACAAGGCUUUGAAAAUAACCCCGUCAGUGCAUCCGUGUUGAUCGGCUCGGGCAUUUCGCUCCACCCCGACCACGGCAUCAACGGCGCACCUUCAAGCAGCCUCCUGUACACUUGUGCUAGAGAAAGUGAAAGCGAUACUCUUCUAGAACAUCAUUCACAUGUACCGCAACAGCAUGGCUGGGCCUCGUUAUGGCUCGCGUACCAGUCUAUUGGCGCUAUAUAUGGAGACAUCGGAACGAGUCCUCUCUACGUCUUUUCAGCAACGUUCUCUAGCCAACCGGUUCUCAUUGAUUUGAUUGGUGUUUUGUCACUUAUCAUUUGGGCUUUGUUGCUCAUUGCUACCAUCAAGUAUGUCGGCAUAGUGCUUUGUGCGAAUGAUAAUGGAGAAGGAGGCUCGUUCGCCUUGCUAUCUAUUAUUCGGAGACAUGUACAUCUUGAUUGGCGUGAUGCUAAAGCUAAGCUUGAGGAUGACUGGAGGGAUGUCAAGAUGGAUGAUACAUUGGGUUUCAAUGGAUAUGUUAAACGAUGGCUGGCGAAUAGCUCUGUUGCCAAACGUGCAAUUACCGUGCUUGCCGUGCUUGGUGUCUGCAUGGUUAUGUCAGAUAGUGUGUUAACUCCAGCACAAUCCAUUCUCGGUGCUGUACAAGGCAUCCAGAUCGCAGCACCAGAUGUUCCAUCCCGUACUAUUGUGGGCAUAACUUGCGCCCUGAUAGUCAUUCUAUUUGCACUACAGCCGAUAGGAACAUCAAAGCUGAGCAAUUACUUUGCUCCUAUUGUCACUAUUUGGCUCUUAUGCAAUACAGUCUUUGGCUUAAUUAACCUGGCGUUGUAUGACCAUACCGUCUUGAAAGCUUUUUCUCCCACGCAUGCUAUUUCAUUCUUGCUUCGGAAUGGGUUCUCAGGCUGGAGAUCGCUUGGUGGUGUUCUCCUCUCAUUUACAGGUGUUGAAGCAUUAUUCGCCGAUCUAGGUGCAUUCUCAGCAAGGGCUAUUCGGUUCUCGUGGCUUUGCUUUGCGUUGCCAUGCUUGUUAAUUAUAUACAGUGGUCAAGCAGCGUAUAUCAGUGAGCACCUGGACGCUUUCGAGAAUCCGUUAUUCAAGUCGGUCCCUCCAGGGCUAUACUGGCCUACCUUGGUACUGUCUAUGAUUACCUCGAUCAUUGCAUCCCAAGCCAUGCUCACUGGUAGCUUUCAAUUGAUAUCCCAGGCUGUUCGGCUGGGGUAUCUUCCAAAGCUUACUCGUGUGCAUACAUCAAAGAGAAUAGCCAGUCAGAUAUAUAUACCCCUGGCAAACUGGUUUAUGAUGGCUUGCGCGCUUGCUGUUACGAUAGUAUAUCAAAACACAACUCGUCUUGGGAAUGCUUAUGGUGUCUGUGUGGUUGGGGUUAGCUUCAUUACAACCUGGCUGGUGACGCUGGUCGCUAUUGUUGUCUGGAACGUCCAUUAUCUGAUAGUGAUUCCGAUCUCACUAUUUAUCGGACUAGCUGACACCUUAUUUCUCUCCGCUGCUCUGGCCAAGGUGCCAUCUGGCGGUUGGUUUACGCUUGUCCUAGCUGCGGUGCUAACAACAACUCUGCUGGUAUGGAGUUAUGGAGAAGGGUCCAAAUGGGCUGCACGGAAGGACGAGAGAAUAUCCCAAGCAGUGGUGUAUCCAAACCAGAAUGGCCAACUGAUACUGCGUGAGGAGGGUGUGGACCAACCGGUAAAGAAAAUAAAAGGGAUUGGGGUGUUUCUGACUGACCACGACGCCGGGUCGCCGUCCGUGUUUAAACACUUUGUGCACAAGUUCGAGUCGAUACACGAGAUAUCUAUACUUCUACACGUUAAGCGUGUCCUACAGUACACAGUAGCCGAUGAGCGCCGAUUCACCCUACGACAAACAGGAAUUCAGGGACUGUUUCAUGUCACCUUGCAAUACGGCUACGGUGACAUCGUGUCCUGGAAUUCAUUUGAAAGAGACAUCCUAAGCGAACUUGGCACCAUCACUCCUGCAUGUCGGGAUGACCACGGCAUAGAGUCUCCCACGCUCUCCCCCAUCGCCGAGGAGCCCACUGCGAUACCACUCACCACCAAGAGACCCUCUACGAAAUCCAUCACGUAUAUAGUCGGGAAGGACAAAAUAUACCUUCUCCCAACCUCCAAUUUCGUUCGGCGAGUUUUCCUAUGGGCGUUCAUCCACCUGAAGAACCGCGAGAAGACGAAGCUAGAUCAUCUGAACGUUCCGGUGGAUAGACUACUGGAAAUCAAGUUCUCUAAGGGAAUAUAA
Nannizzia gypsea CBS 118893 is the source of this 2358-nucleotide messenger RNA. RefSeq names its product potassium uptake protein. Gene Ontology annotation, cellular component: membrane. The record is from RefSeq and is a predicted model, not a curated record. Gene Ontology annotation, biological process: potassium ion transmembrane transport. NCBI's taxonomy places the organism in Eukaryota, Fungi, Ascomycota, Eurotiomycetes, Onygenales, Arthrodermataceae. The transcript is spliced from 12 exons. Bases 1 to 2358 code for a protein of 785 amino acids. Gene Ontology annotation, molecular function: potassium ion transmembrane transporter activity.